GGCCGCGCCCCCCGUCUUUAUUCCGUCUAUCCCCCGGGCACCUUUUCGUUGUCUCCGGAACCGGGGAAUUCUGCGGAAUGGGGCGGGACCAGGGAUUUGGGAGCGAGGCGUGGCGCGGAUAAGCCAAUGAGUAUGCGGCUUGGAGGCUCCGCCCCCGUCACCGCCUCUUGCUGGGGACUAAGGCCAAAUGUAGAGGCUGAGCCUAGAUUCCGAAUGGGCCCUCAGCUGUAUCACCUCGGACAGUCAGAGCGUCCGUCCCAGAUGACUAACACCUACCAUGGCCUAGUUAUGAGACUCCCUAUGCCUGGGCAGACAGGCCACACUGAUCACAAUGGAACUCCAUCUCCUGUCUCUUGGGUUGACUCUCCCUCUGCCAAGCACUUCCUGCUGACUUCAGAAAUCUCUGUUCUUUCAAGACUGAGCUCAUGUGCCACCUUGUGUGCCAUCCCACCACUGCUAGUGCCCUCCUUCCCAAGCUACCUGUGAUUAAUGGAUUCCUGGAAGCUGACUUGCAGCAAUAUAUAGAAAUGUUUUUCCAUAUGAGAUCUAUAAGAAGGUUAUGUCUAGAGAACAUAUUACCCCCCUGGCUUCUUCAGUCGAGAACUCUCUCAGGAGCUGAGGCUGUAAAUGCUCUGAGACCUUUCUAUUUUGCAGUGCACCCAGAUUUCUUUGGACAGCAUCCCAGAGAGAGGGAAAUCAAUGAGAAUUCUCUGAAGAGAUUAAGUGCCUACUUGGAGAACCUCCAGAAACCAGGUUGGAAGACUUUGAAGCCAACUCAGCUCACUUUUUAUGUGAGAGAAACCGAGCAGACGACCUUGGAGGGCCCCGAGCUGUUGAAUUCGCUAGGGUUUCGAGCCGUCACUUUUACUUUGCACAGCAGAGACCUACUGAACACCGUCUUAGAUAUUCUCAACUCCUGUAACUUAUCCACCGAGCACAUCCAAAGUAUGAACACUAAUGUGACCUCCCAAGCACCCAAGGGAGCCAAAAGGACAUUCGACAGACCUAUUAAAUGGGACAAGACUUACUACUCCUUUACUGGAUUCAGAGACCCUGAAGAAGAACUGGAGAAAGUCCAAAAAAUGGAAACGUCUCUUAUAUCCUGGUUAGAUAAUAAUGAAAAAAGUGCCAUUAAGAAGCUGACCGAUAGUUUGCCACUUAGAGGGGAAUUGGAUCGUUUGAAAGAAGAACUGUCUCAUCAGCUCCUGCUUUCAGAUAUCAGGUGGCAGAGGAGCUGGGGAGUCGCGCACCGCUGCAGCCAGCUCCAUAGCUUAGGCCGCUUAGCUCAGCAGAACCUGGAGGUCCUGCAGAACAUCAAAGGUUGUACCAUCAUAUUCACAGACCGGUCAGGCAUGAGUGCCCUGGGCCAUGUCAUGCUGGGAACCAUGGAUGUUCACCACCACUGGACAAAACUCUUCGAGCGCCUGCCCAGCUACUUCGACCUCCGGAGAAGGCUGGUGCUUCUGGAGGAACAGAUCAGCCAGCUUCUGGGCGGCCUCCAGGUGGUCUACUUGGAGGAGCUGCAGCCCGCAAUGACCAUCGAGGAGUACUACUCGGUGCUGGACUGCUUCCACGGCCGCCUCCUCCAGAGCAGGGUCCCCUUCCACCCGCGCAGCCUCCGGGGCCUGCGCAUGAUCCUGGACAGCGACAGGUACACCCCCAGUCUGCACGAGCUGGGCCACUUCAACGUCCCCAUCCUGUGUGAUCCCGUCUCCCUCCAGUGGUUUCUUUUCACCAAAGCGGCCCAGGCCAGAGACAACAUGAAAAAAAAGGAGGAGUUAAAGACGAUUGAAAACGACUUGAUCGAUGCUUCGGUGGAGAAAUUUUCUCUGCAAAAGCUGUACAAGGAGCCGAGCAUUUCGAGCGCGCAGAUGAUCGACUGCUGCAAGAGGCUCCUGCAGCAGUCGCUGCCCUCCCUGCAGGGGAUGCACCUGUGCGUCUCCCACUUCUACGCAGUGAUGCAGGACGGAGACCUCUGCAUUCCCUGGAACUGGAAGAGCUGAGGCGGGCGAGGAGGCCGAUGCCCCCCCUGUCGCCAGGACUCCUCCUGGCCGGAGCCCCGGAGCCGAGGCUGGCCGGGCCUGUACAUAGAAGGCGCUUAAUAAAUGUCGGUAGAACCGAA
Messenger RNA from Monodelphis domestica (gray short-tailed opossum), 2122 nucleotides. RefSeq names its product T cell activation inhibitor, mitochondrial (gene TCAIM). The record is from RefSeq and is a predicted model, not a curated record. Gene Ontology annotation, cellular component: mitochondrion. NCBI's taxonomy places the organism in Eukaryota, Metazoa, Chordata, Mammalia, Didelphimorphia, Didelphidae.